Messenger RNA from Fopius arisanus, 2293 nucleotides. Its product is annotated as recQ-mediated genome instability protein 1. The record is from RefSeq and is a predicted model, not a curated record. The transcript is spliced from 3 exons. Gene Ontology annotation, biological process: double-strand break repair via homologous recombination; resolution of meiotic recombination intermediates. Lineage: Eukaryota; Metazoa; Arthropoda; Insecta; Hymenoptera; Braconidae. Gene Ontology annotation, cellular component: nuclear body; RecQ family helicase-topoisomerase III complex. Gene Ontology annotation, molecular function: nucleotide binding. Bases 27 to 2006 code for a protein of 659 amino acids.
UUCAUUAAUAAUUAUAAAUAAAGAAUAUGGAGAGACGUAUGGAGACAGUCAAGAGACAAUUGUGUAACAAAUUCUAUCACAUGAACGACGAGUGGCUCAACGACUGCCUCGAUUACUAUUUGACUGAAAAUCCAAAUGCAACAGUUGAUGAAGCUUUAACAUUCGUGACAGCCCAGUGGCAACUGAGUGAUCUCCGUGAGAUCUCAGAUAAAAAAGGAUGUUUGCCAAAAAACCUCGGACAGCAAAAAUGCACGACAUUGCCAGGAAAAUACAUCCUCCAGGUGGAAAAAGGCUACGACAUAUCAACCCCAAAAUACAAACAACUGGAGACAAUGCGAAAAGUUUCAAACGAGAAUGACCUAGUGCAAGAAGGAGAGCAGACACAGUUCUGGGAGGCAAAAAGCAAAAGAAUGAUGCAGCUGUUCCUGACUGAUGGCAUCCAGGAUAUUUCAGGGAUCGAGUAUCACCGGAUCAGAUUCCUGAAGGAUAUGAUUCUCCCGGGAUUCAAGAUCAUGAUCAAGGGACCAGUGGAGUGUAGACGAGGAGUUAUUCUCCUGGAUGAGUCGAAUAUUCAGGAGAUUGGGGGUGAAGUGGAGCGUUUACUCAUUUCAAAUGCAACAGAAAAUGUUUUUGCACGAGCCCUGAACAUGCCAGAGAAUCCAGACCCCUACAAUGACACAAAUCCGCCGACUGGUGAUGCAGGCAUCCUCGACGACGAUUUUGACGUCGAUCUUGACGUCGAUCUUGAUGAAAUCACACAGCUGGAAUCAGGAGCCCCAGCUAAUCGACCCUCUGCCAAUCCUCCACAGUCAUCGAGGCCUCAGAAGACGAAUUCCUGUAUCAAUUCCUCGAACGUACCAACCAAAAAUCCGACGAGAUCCAUCGACAGGCCAAAACCUCUGGACCUUGAAACAGAGAUGGAGGGCAUCGAAUUCCCUGACGACGAUGAACUCUUCCUCGAACUGAUGGAUGAAAACCACAUCAAGAGGAAUUCACGAUUAGUCGAAAAUCGUCAGAAUGAAAAUCUCAGUCGAAAUUCUGGGACAUCAAUUGCCAAAUCCAAUAACAGAGAGUCUGAGCUAAUUAACAUCUCUAAUGAAAAAUCAUUUGCCAAAAAUCUCCGGGACAGCUCGAGUAAAUCGAGGCAGACUGAAGUAUUUGAUGAAAAAUUAGAGGACUUUGGAAAUAUAGAGUGGGACGACUUCGAGCUUGAGGCUGAUGUAAAAACAGUUCAAACCAGAGGAACUACAGCUGAAAGAAACCCUGAAGUUUCAAAAUCGGUGAAACCCACCGGUCUAAUUUCGUUUUUCAAACAAUCUACAGUUUCUAGGAGUGAGAAAAACAUGAAGCCCUUGGAAACAACGAAAACGAGUGGUGUAAGAGUUCUAGGAGCUUCAGGAUCUGACUCUCGAGUAAACUCGAGUUUAAAUCCCCCGAAGAGAGCAGGGGACCCCCUCCCAACAGGGUCGAAGAUUCUGUCGACUAAAAACAAUGCGAAGAUUACCCAAAACAACAGAGGAAUCCUAGAUUUCUUCAAAAAGACUGAGAAACCUGUUGAACGUCCGAUCGAAAGAGUCUGUGAUUUUAUUUGUGAAUUGAAAAGAUUGUCCCUGAGUGAAGGACUCGCGAGGAAGAAAAUCUGGGCGAAGACCAAGUACCUGGGGAAGUUGGGGAAAGUCGAGGGAGAAUGGACGCUGGAGGGAACCCUGACUGAUGGCACUGACAGUCUGGAUGUGGAGUUUUCCUCAAAAGUCUUGGAGAAAACGCUCGGAUUCACCGUGGCUGAAUUCACAGUGCAGAAGAAACAAAAAAAGACUAAUCCUGGCCUUGAAGAGAAAUUGAGACAGGCAUUCAGAACUGCUGAUGCAAGGUUGAAAAAUCUAGACGCCAUCGUCGAAGUCGAACUAUCUCUGAACAAUAAAAAACCGAAAGUAAUUUCAAUCACAGACUUGAGUGAUUCAGAAAGAAAAACUAUAGUCGAGAGCAAAAAGAGACUGGGCUUCUGAUAAAUCUCACUUGCUAUGUGAAUGCACUCAUUGUAUGCAAUUGAAUGCCCUAUCCAAAGACGAUUGCCUAAAGUAGAGGCUCAGUUCUGCACCCCAAGAGAGGGAGGGCGCCCCACGCAAUGCUGGGGUGUCCAUCAAGUCGACGGGGUGAAUUUUAUUUUCUGCGGCAUGAAUGCUUUUUGUAUUUCGUUUGUUUAACUGGAAUUUAGCCGCCUGUAGAACGAGUGGAAGGGGGAAGCCACAUUUUGUGGAAUUUUAAAUGAAAAAAAUUAUUUAAUAUGUAGAAG